UCCCUCAACAGCUGGCCCCGUGUUCUACUCCCACGUGGUCCGAGGAGGCAGGGCCGAGAUGCAGUGUGACAUCAGUACAUCAGACUCAACAGAUCGCGUCAUACUAGUGCUGUGGUAUAAGGAUGGCAUUGGUACUCCCAUUUACAGCUAUUACUCGCGGGGGAAAGACAUGUCCAAGCCGAGAGAUUGGUCCGACAAGAAGACACUCGGGGACAGGGGACACUUCGACCUCAAGUCCUCGCCGGCUGCCCUCGUCCUCGACAACGUGAGGGCGAGUGACGAGGGAAUCUACCGCUGUCGAGUCGAUUUCAAGAAGAGCCCCACGCGUAACGCCAGGACGAAUCUCACUGUUAUUAUUCCUCCCAAUUCGCCGACCAUCUUGGCAGAAAACGGGCUUCAGGUGUGGACGAUGGUCGGCCCCUACAACGAGGGCGCCUCCAUGACCCUCAUCUGUGACGUCAGCGGAGGCAAGCCCCCUCCUCGGGUCACCUGGUGGCUGGAAGGCGAGAUCAUCGACGACACCUUCGAGAGUCCUCAGCCCAACAUCGUGACGAACACCCUGACGAUUCCUCACCUCGCCAGGAAGCACCUCCACGCGUCGCUUGAGUGCAGAGCCUCCAACACCAACCUCAGCGUGCCCGUCCAGACUAUCAUCACCAUCGAGAUGAACUUCAAGCCCCUGACGGCCAAGAUCCUGGGGUCCCGGGAGCCUUUGUCCUCCGGCAGAGAAUACGAGCUGGUCUGCCACAGCGUCGGCGCGCGUCCCUCGGCCUCCAUCACGUGGUGGCUUGACGGCGAUCAGCUCACCAACGCCACGACCUCGACUGCCAGCUCGGGGAACGUGACACUCAGCACCCUCACCUUCAUCCCGACGGACGCUGACGGAGGGAAGUUCCUUAAGUGCAAGGCUGAGUCUCCUGUUAUUCACCACACGCACCUCGAGGACCAGUGGAGGCUCGAGGUCUACUACACGCCCCAGGUGAACCUCGCCAUGGGGAGCAGCCUCAUCCCGAACACCAUCAAGGAAGGCGACGACGUCUACUUCGAGUGCAACAUCCACGCUAACCCUUGGGUCUAUAAGGUCGUUUGGUACCACAAUGGCAUACAAGUACAGCACAACGUCUCGGCUGGCGUCAUCGUCAGCAAUCAGAGUCUAGUCAUACAGCGGGUUCAACGUCAACAAGCUGGUCUUUACACGUGCGUCGCCUCGAACAUCGAAGGAGACGGACAGAGCAACGCCGUCAUUCUCAAAGUGCAAUAUGCCCCCGUGUGCGCGCCGGGCCAGACGCACGUGUACGGCGCGGCGCGGCACGAGGAGGUGUCGGUGACGUGCCGCCUGGACGCCGUGCCGCCCGCCGUGCAGUUCUUCUGGAAGUUCAACAGCAGCGGCGAGGUGGUAGACAUCGCGGAGAGCCACGUGGAUUCGCAGGACCUGCAGUCGUCCCUGUCAUACGUGGCGAGGACGGAGCUCGACUACGGCACCCUGCUGUGCUGGGGAAGCAACAGCCUCGGGCGGCAGAAGAAGCCCUGCAUCUACAAGGUGAUUCCCGCAGGUCACCCCGACCCUCCGGAGAACUGCAGCCUCUUCAACCAGACGACGGAGGCGCUGCGGAUACGCUGCUUCCCGGGCUACGACGGAGGGCUGCAGCAGAGGUUCAUCAUCGAGGCCUUCGAAACCGAGACGGACAGACUGCUCCUCAACAUCACGGAAAAGUCGACUCCCGACUUCACGCUGACGGGGCUCGAGCCGGGAGCGUCCUACCUGCUCUACAUCUACGCCGCCAACGAGAAGGGGAUCAGUGACAAGCGUCGCAUGCAAGGCUACACGCUCAGGGACGUGGCCGAGAGGCGCACGGCCCAGGUACGACCUCCUCCCGAAGAGCUCAUGUCGUUCACGCCAAUCAUCGCGGUGGUCGUGGGGGUCCUUGGCUCCCUGGUGCUCGUGGCCAUUACCUCGGUGGUCGUGGUGAGCCUCAAGAGGAAACGUCGGCGCCCCAGGAACAAGACGGUGGCUCUGCCCAUCCAGACGUCGCUGGCGGACUCACGCGACCUCGACGAUAAGAACCCGGACUUGAUACCUGCGAACGGCAACAGCGAGACGGAAAACAAAAGUCCCACGACUCCCGAAGAAGGAGGCUUUGGAAGUGUGCAUAUCUGUGCCUCGGUGCCCUACCCUAGCAACGUGUAUGGUACUUACCCAAGGACGCCACGGACAGUAGCAGCUACGACUUCCCAGAACGGGGAGCUGAUGUACGCCGAGCUCUCCUUCCCCCGCGGGGGGCAGUACCCCCCUGGGACCCUCCCCCGCCGGAAGCCCGAGCCCACCAUUUACGCCCAGAUCGACCACGGCCUCUCCAGCAACGUGCCGCCCGUGUCCAUGGGCGUCGUGCCCGUGACCAGCGGCAUGAUGGGCGGCACCAGCAUGUGUCCGAGCACCAGCCUCUCGGGCGCCCCCAUCUGCAGUAGCGGCAUGAUGGGGGGCAUGAUGGGCGGGGGCGGGCCGCCCAUCAUGAUGGGCAACCCCGGCAUGGUGCCCGGAGGCAUACCCAUCGGCGACGUGAGCAUCGCCGCCUACACCACGCCCGCGCCGCCCCCGCACGGCUUCGGGGGCCACCCGCUGGCGCCCGCGGUUGUGCCCGAGGAGGACGAGCAGGCCACGGCCGAGACGCCGCUCAUGACCAACCCGAAGGAGAGCGAAGUGUGACCCUUGGACACGCAGGUGUGAGCCGACGGCGCCCGACCUGCGCGAGACGGACUCCAGAUGCCUGACCUUAGUGCACGGAAUUGCCUGCCCCCAGUGGAACGGGGAACGGAACUCGCCUCAGAUCAGUGGAACGGGGGAACGGGAAAUCCUUAGUGGAGCAGGAGAACGGAAUUGCCUGAAACAGACUUGCGUUGGGCGGGAGAUGCUUGACCUUAGUAAAGUGACGUUGUUCUGUGGAAGGAAAAGAUUCGUUACAAGUGCUUCACAUUCCGGACCGAAAUGAGGAAUACUCGACUCUUAUUUGUCCUUUCUCUCUCCCCCCCCUCCCCCUUUAAAAAAUAAUAUCUAACUUGUACGAAUAAAGUGAAGGGAGAAGUGAAAGAUUCGAAAUACGGACGACUGAACAUGUUAUAAGAAACAGCUAAUCGAAUCUGAAUCCUUCUUAUAAGGGCUGCAUCCCUGUCCUUAUAGAAUCUUCCACGUAAAAAAAAUAUAUAUACGACUGAACGGACGAAUCGUACACCAGGCAGUCUCCACCAAGAGGAUUGAAUCUUCCUUCCUGACAAAUAGUUCUUGUGUCAACCUCUGCGUCAGUCGCAUCAGCUUCCAAACAAGUGGUUAUCACUUUUAUCCUAUGAAGUGGACACAGCACACAGCCCACACAAAACACACACACACACACACACACACACACACACACACACACACACACACACACACACACACACACACACACACACACACACACACACACGCACACACACACCACACACACACACACACACACACACACACACACACAACAUACAAAGUCUCAGACAAACAUAACGAUAAAUAUACGAGUAUUAUUUUUGCUGAUGUACCUAUAUCUGUAGUUCACGGAAAAGUGUCUUCAUAGAGAGUGAGAUAAGUGAGAGAACAAUUAAUCGCUUAGCGAACAAGAACAUUUCAUAUAUUAAAAACGAACACUGAAAAUAUAUGAAAAAUAGCUUUCGAAGAAUUCUCACGUUUCUUAUGUUAAAAUAAAAAAAACUUUUUACAAUUAUUCUUUACAUUCCAAGGAGUCGAAUGAUAACCAAGUGCUUGUGUAUGAGAACUAGAAUUCUUUCUAUAAGAAAUUGAUAGUAUAUGGAAUCCCAUAUAGAUUUAUAUAUCGAUUGUUGAUGUUAUAAAUUUCGAAUGAGAUGAUUAAUAUGAUAACAAAAAAAGAGAGAUGCUAGUCAGUUAUAGGGACUGGCAAAAAUCAGUCUUCUAAAAAACUUAUGUUAAGAAGGGUAUCGCAGAUGAGCUUUGGCCUUCAAUAACACUGGAAUGAGGGACCAGUUUACUUCUGAGACGAUAUCAGAUAACAGAAAACGUGUCUGUGGCAUGUUCUGUCCGGUGAGAGAGAGACUUAUGUGUUGCAUAUCCAAAGCCUAUAAUCAGCCUGUAUUAAGUAAGCAAAAUGAAAGACGGAGAGAUUAAAAAAAAAAAGUUGUUUUGGCAGAUAUGAGAGUCUGCCAUGCUUCUUUAUAUUAAACAAAAGUAAUAGUGGAUGUUCCCAUAUAUAUAUAGAUAUAUAUAUAUGGACUUCAUGUAAUUUGGGGAAAUACGUUUUGAAAGACAAAAAAAAGUAAACAUGUGUGUAGGGUUAAUCUGCUGUGUACAUGUGUCGCUUACCUUCUUGUUAGAGCUCGCAUGUCGUAUGAAAUAUAAAGAGGAGAUUAUUUCAUCAUAUCUUCCUUGAUAUACUAUGUCAGCUUUGGUGUCUGCGAACUGAUGUUUCAUUUUCUGCAGACAUAUCUUGUCUUAUAUUUGGGGGAAAAGUACUAAAGUUUUAUACCAAUUGAGUUGUUGUUAAUGGAAUUAAAAGAAAAUAUUUAGAUUUUUUUUUAUUGUGAAUUAUGUUACCAUUAUUUCAACUUUUCAUGAGAAAUGUCUAUGAAUAUCAAUUUCUUGUUCAGAUUAUAUUAAUAAAGAUGAAUGAUUUCUGAGUCUUAUACACUUUGAGGGAAUAAUGUGAGAGAGAAGGGCAGGCAGGGUCCCGAGUGUCUGUUCAUACUUAGGCAAAUAUUCUAUGAAUUAUUUUCAUAACAUCUUUCGAUGUUGAGAAACCUCGCUAGUUCUAGCAAAAGAGAAGAUAGCUUAUCAAAUUAUAAAUAGGAACCAUCAACAGCAGUAUGUGUGAAAUGACAAUUACAAAAUGAUAAUUACAAAAGGUAAAUAUAUUACUGAAAAUAAAUCAUUUGCACAUCUGUAUUGUACAUAAAAGUCCGUUUCUUGGAAGUUAUCAUCACAGACCCGUUGCGCUUUUUCUGGUAUUGUCAGAGGACAAAGUUUCACUCUUCUUUAACAGUCCUUUGCAAAAUAGGAAUAUAAAAAUAAAUUGAUUUUGCAGAAAAAAAAACAACAAUAAAAUCCAAUUUUUUUCUGUAUCAAAACCAAAAACUAGGUUCAACAACAGGUAUUUCAUAUGUAGUCAGACUAUAGCUUACGGAUAAAAAUGUGGUCGACACUAUUUUCUAUUUCAUUUUCAUUUUGUUCAUAUCACUGAAUCGUUUUACUACAGUGUCAUAAUACUUUAAAAAGUCUCUCUCUCUCUCUCUCUCUCUCUCUCUCUCUCUCUCUCUCUCUCUCUCUCUCUCUCUCUCUCUCUCUCUCUCUCUCUCUCCCUCCCUCCCUCCUUCCCUUCCCUGUCUAUUUAUCUAUCUGCAUCCCCCUUUUGACCAUUCGUAUUUCUUGUACAUAGAGUUUUUUAAAAUAUAAUAGUGAAAAAAACAAACAAAAACAUUAAAUCCCUUCAGUGAAGAGACAAAAAAAAAAUCUUAAAUUAAACUCGAGUCAAAAUAAGUAUCUUAUUUUCGAUAAAGAUUUACAUAGAUAUAAAUAACAAUUGUACAGACCGUUAAUGGAAGCUGUAUCCUUCCAUUCACAUUUUAGGAACGUAUUUAGACGAAGAAAAAAGAAAUAUAUAAAUAAAACAUAUAAAUAACGGGGAAAUUUUUGUACUUUCUCCUCAGUUUAACUUCGUUACUUUCAUUUCACUUAUUGCAUUAUCACGUUCAUUAUUACUGCCAUUAUUAUAAAUGUUAUUGUUAUUCUUUUCCGUUUUGCAAUUCGUUACCACUUUUCUUUUGCGUCGAGGUAAAAGGUAUGUAAUUAUUGUAAAUAUUUGAAAAAACAGAAGCUACAUUUAUAAGGAAUAAUCAAAGACCAAAAAAAAAAACAAAAAACUGUAUACAUUCUGUCCUGUAAGAUUCUAUAAUCAAAAACGAAUAUGGAGAUAAUCAAGUCCUUUUUUACAUCUCUUAUAUUUCCUUAUUGCUAUCAAUUAUCAUAGCUUAAAGAAUCAAGCGACAACCCGUAAAUAUCACACACUAAAUAAUUUGGAAUUAUACCUGCCAUCCUAUUCCUUCUGUCUGUUUGAGAUCCCAUGAUCAUUUAUCUAUUUUUGUGCAAAGAAUGAUAUUAAAAUAAUAUAAACAAUUAGUCCCAGAAUGAUGAUAAUAAUAAUAAUAAUAAUAAUAAUAAAAAAAAAAUAAUAAUGACGAUGAUCAUAAUAAAACGUUUUUAGUUCGUUUAUGCAAUUGAAUAAACAUCGCCAGGGCAUAGACACGUGAAUCUGGUCGCGCGCGACGCCCAUCCUUGCAAACUGUAACUCAAUUAGCAUAUUCAUCAAUGUUGAUUUCAGACGCCUCCGUCCGCUGUGUCCGAACGGCGUUGCCAAAGUCCACUUCAGUAGCAAUCCUUCACGUGAUCUUUGUUUAACGGGCGUCCGUGCGGUGGCCACGCGCGUGCGGGCGAAGGGGUGGCAGAUCCGAAGGGGAGGCUGUGGUUGCGGCUUGAGGUGUCCAGGACUUGGUAUUUAUGCUGUGGACGCGAUCUCGCACACGCACACGCACACGCACACGCACACACACACACACACACACACACACACACACACACACACACACACACACACACACACACACACACACACACACACACACACACACACACACACACACACACACGAGGCAAAAGGCGACUAAAGGCUUAGUAAACGGUCGAGCUUUCACGAUUAAAUCCUGAAGCCAAUAGACAUGCAAGAAAAAACACAGAGUCCGGUUAAAGCAAUCUCCAUUUUGUGUAGAAGCAAUAUAGUGUUUAAAGCCUUUGCCUAGUAUACGACUAUACACGCGAUAAGUAAUUUCUAAGACUUUCAUAUCCAAGUUAUUUUUUCAUAACGCUUUACCACCUUUGUCUACGCUAAGAUUUUCAGAAAUAACAUCCUACUGUGAAACAUGUUUUUUUUCUUUUUUUUUCUUUUUUUUAUAGUCAAAUACACCAUUGAAAUCAUCCACUCAAACCCAUACAAAUACAAUACAUCUUUUUCGUACUGUCAUAUAUUCUGCCUCCAUAUUUAAGUCUAUUAAUAAUAUUCUCAGUUUUUAAGAGCAUUCCUUAAGUUACAGGAAACACUUUGAAUAUAUAUGUAGUUGUGGUUAAAUUUUCUCUAUUUAUUUACUUAUUUAUAUUUGAUUUUGUUGAUUAAAAUCUAAGUUGUCUUCGGAAAGUUAGUUAAUUUAUGAUAAUAUUAAUUUAUGUGACUGCUGUUUGUUUUGUAUAUAAUUAUGUGAGUUUUUUUUAUGUAUGAAUGAUGUUCAACAAAUGUGUAUAUAUAUAUAUUAUAUAUGAGUAUAAUGAUACUGAAUAUAUAGUUUAUUCUUAUGUUUCAUUACAACAAGUGUAUAGAGAUUAUACGAUUGGUCGUAUGUAUUUAAGUGCUUGUUUGCAAAUUUGUUAUGAUAUUUAUUUUUCAGUCUAAUACCGCUGGUCACCUACAUGAAGUCAAACACGCACACACACACACACACACACACACACACACACACACACACACACACACACACACACACACACACACACACACACACACACACACACACACACACACACACACACACAUACACACACAUACACACACACAGCUGAUCAUUUCUUGGUCACCUAUUCUUCGUAUCGUUUUCUAUACAUUAAGUCGUAAGGGGUGACUUGUGUAAAAUAAGGGACGAGCACAGUGCAUAUUAUAUAUACACUCUUAACUAAGGAGAAACAAAUUCAAACCAAAAGAGAAAUGGUUGUCAUUUGAGAGAAUGCUUUCCUUUUGUGGUCAAAGGAAACACAUAAGACGCUAUGAAUUUAUGUCUUGUAAAUUUAUGUUGUCCUGUAUGUUUAUGUUGUUUUGUGAAGCAUUUAAUGUGAAUAUUAUUCAUUUUUCGAACAAAUGGGAAACUAUGAGAAUUCUCUUUCUGACAGAUAUGUAAAAAGAUAAAAAAAAAUAUAUCUGUAAACGUAAUAGACUAAGAUUUACAAAAUGAAAAAUUUUGCAGUCCUUAUAAACUCAUUUGGUAUUAGAUAUAAGAUUUCAUGUCACUUUUUAUGUGUUUAUAAAUGUAAUUUUCA
This is a messenger RNA of Penaeus monodon (black tiger shrimp), 8131 nucleotides long. Its product is annotated as nephrin-like. Gene Ontology annotation, molecular function: protein binding. NCBI's taxonomy places the organism in Eukaryota, Metazoa, Arthropoda, Malacostraca, Decapoda, Penaeidae. The record is from RefSeq and is a predicted model, not a curated record. The coding region runs from base 59 to 2704 and encodes 881 amino acids. The transcript is spliced from 11 exons.